AUGCUGAUGAAGCCCAUCGACUAUGAGACCGUGAUAUCCGAAUGCAAUCUCGCGCUUCAGGUCCAGCCGCUCUUCGUUCGGGCCCUACUCAGGCGGGCCCGGGCUUACGAGGCGAUUGGGAAGUAUGAACUGGCUAUGCAGGACGUGCAGUCUUUGCUGAUUGCCGAACCUAACCACAGUGAUGCUCUUGAGAUUGCCGGUCGGCUGAGGAUGGCUGUGGGGCCCGUCCAGCAGGACCUCCCGAGCCGCCCUUCCCCUGCAGCCCUUGGGGCUUCUGCUGUCCGAGGGGCGCCGAUUGCUGGGCUCGGGCCUUGCCUUCCAGCCCGGCCCGUCCCAAAGAAGCAAGCGAAUGUGCCGCCUAGUAAGUCCGAGAAGCUGUAUCCAAUCCCACCUGUUGAAAACGGGCCCGAGAAGAAAACCCAGCUGUCGAAAGUCGUUCUCAAGCCUUUAAAUGGGCCUACUUCGGCAAACGCCACAAAGGAUGACACAAAGGAACGUUCGACUUCCAAAGAGCAACCCAAACAGGCUACGAUACGGUACAGACAGCUGAAGCUCGUAUACGAUCAUGACAUUAGGCUUGCUCAGAUGCCCGUCAACUGCAGCUUCAAGAUCCUGCGAGAUGUUGUCGCGAAACGAUUCCCUAUGUCAAAAUCUGUGCUGAUCAAGUACAAGGACUGUNNUGACCUGAUCACAAUAACGUGCUCGACCGAGCUCAGGCUGGCCGAGUCUUCAGCCGACAGCAGCUUUGCCUCGAAAGACCCCGACAUUGAAAAAUCGGACUCUGUUCGCUUGCUGAGGCUGCACGUAGUAGAGGUGGGUCCCGAGCAAGAACCGCCCUUAUUAGAAGAUGAUGAUGAUGAAAAAGAAGAGGAAAAGGAAGAAAAACCCGCGGAGCCCGAGCCCGAGCCCGAGCCCGAGAAGGAAACGGUGGAGAAAGAGGAGCAUGAGUGUAAGGAGGUUGAAAUGGACGACUGGCUUUUCGAGUUCGCGCAGCUCUUCCGGGCCCACAUUGGGGUUGACCCGGAUGCCCAUAUUGACCUCCAUGAGGCUGGCAUGGAGCAGUGCUCGGAGGCCCUUGAGGAGACAGUCACGAGCGAGGAAGCCCAGGCCCUUUUCGACAAGGCGGCCUCGAAAUUCCAAGAAGUUGCCGCUCUGGCCUUUUUCAACUGGGGGAACGUGCACAUGUGUGCGGCCCGCAAGCGAAUGCCGAUCGAUGAAUCGGCCCAGAAAGAAGUUAUGGAUGGGCAACUACAGGUCGCAUAUGACUGGGUGAAGGAAAAGUACACCUUAGCUAGGGAAAAGUACGAGGAGGCUUUGGCGAUAAAGCCCGAUUUUUACGAGGGCCUGCUUGCCCUCGGCCAGCAACAGUUCGAGAUGGCGAAGCUCCACUGGUCUUUUGUUCAGGCGAAAAAAUUGGAUCUUUCGGUGUGGGACCCAGCCGAGACAAUCGGGCUUUUCGACAGUGCUGAGGAGAAAAUGAAGGCGGCCACCGAGAUGUGGGAGAGGGCCGAGGAGCAGAGGGAGAAAAACGAGCCGAAAAAGGAGGAGAUUUCAAAGAGGAGGAAGAAGCAAGGGGAAGGGACGGGGACGGGCCCCACGGAGGUCUCACCGGAGGAGGCGGCUGAGCAGGUGGCGGUGAUGAGGACUCAGAUUCACCUUUUCUGGGGGAACAUGCUGUUCGAGAGGUCCCAGAUUGAAUGCAAGAUGGGUUUGAGCGGUUGGAAGAAGAAUCUUGACGAUGCUGUCGAGAGGUUUAAGCUGGCAGGGGCCUCGGAGGAGGAUAUCUCGACGGUUUUAAAGAAUCACUGUUCGAAUGAAGGUGGUGGGGAAGAAGGGGUUGUUGAGGGUAAGGUCGAAGGUUCGGUUGGCGUUGUGAUCGAGAAAUGUGAUGAUUAA
Messenger RNA from Striga hermonthica, 1896 nucleotides. NCBI's taxonomy places the organism in Eukaryota, Viridiplantae, Streptophyta, Magnoliopsida, Lamiales, Orobanchaceae. The record is from the annotation of a GenBank genome assembly.